This is a messenger RNA of Procambarus clarkii (red swamp crayfish), 2348 nucleotides long. Lineage: Eukaryota; Metazoa; Arthropoda; Malacostraca; Decapoda; Cambaridae. The record is from RefSeq and is a predicted model, not a curated record.
CAGCGCCACAGCUCCCAGUCAUCGCCCGCUGCAGUCCUGUGCUCCCAGUCAGUGCUCCCGCCACAGCCUCUACCACAGCUCCCGCCACAGCCUCUACCGCAGCUUCUACCACAGCUCCUGCCACAGUGUCUACCACAGCAUCUAUAUGUAAUUACCGCCACAGCCGUAGCUGUGGAGUUCCUAGCACAGCCUUCACUACGGCCGAAGUUACUGUCCCUGCCACUGCGGGGAGCACAGCAGCCAGUCACUGCCACAGCCUGAAACACAGCCCUCCUCCGUCAGUGCCAGCACCUCAGCAAAGGACCACCAGGCACCGUUAUGCAACAAUCACUGCCAUAAACGAGUCAGGUACUCGACCUUCACUGCCACAGCUGGGACCACAGCCACGCCUCACUGCCGCCUCUGUGAGACCAUGCGUAUACCCAGUAGUUACCGCGCCCCCCGCAGCCACAGCGCCCACCAGGCCGCCUCCCACCACCACACUCGCCGCCACAGGACCCACCGCCCCACCCACAGCGCCGCCUCUGCAACACGAAGUCACAGUGUCUACCAUCGACGACAAAAGAGGAGUCAAAGUCCACAGAGCAGCUACCAGGAGAGCCCGAGCCCCAGCAGGUCGCAGGAGCGCGCCCACAGGCGCAGCAGAAGCACCCGCAAGAGUCACCGCAAGAGGAGAAGCCACAGCGCUCACGAGCGCUGCCCACACACGCCACCUUCCCCCUCCACCCUCCACAAAAAGCGCAGUGCCAGCCAGCGUCAGAGAGACUGCCGUCGCCAGAGUCAGAGUCCGCACCGCAGACGCCGCCACUGGUACAGCCAGAGUCCGCAGAGUCCGCACCGCAGACGCCGCCACUGGUACAGCCAGAGUCCGCAGAGUCCGCACCGCAGACGCCGCCACUGGUACAGCCAGAGUCCGCAGAGUCCUCGCCAGCGACGGAGCAGAAGUCAGCAGAAGAGACAGCGCCGCAGGAAGAGCACAAGUCCACCACGGAAGCACCGUCCCUGGUACAGUCAGAGUCCCCUCAGUCCUUCUCGGCUAAGACGGAGCCGAAGUUUUCAUCAGACAUAUCGGUAUAGGAAGGGUUCGAGCCCUCACAGGAAGCACAGACACUGGUAUAGUGAGAGCCCCAAGAGUUCCCGUCAGAGGCGGAGUCGAAGUCAGAGCCAAUUCUACCGACGAAGUCACAGCCCGCAUCGUAAGCCGCGCCAGAAACGAAGUCACAGCCCCAAGAAGAAACGUCGUCACUGGUUCAGCCAAAGUCCGCCUCUGGACCGGCGUAAAAAGCGGAGCAGGAGCCCCCGUGGCCACAAGAGCCAGAGCCCGCGCCGGAAGCCUGGCCACAAGACCAGCCGAAGUCCCCAUCCAAGACACCGCCACAGAAGCCAGAGCCCCUACAAGAGCCCCCGCCAGAAGCACCACUGGUUCAGCCAGAGUCCAGAGAGCAGACCUCGUCAGCGCAGAACAAAGAGAAGCCACCAGAGCUACCGGCAGCGGCGGAGUCAGAGCACCCACCAGAGCUACCGCCAGAGGCGCAGCCAGAGUCCCCACCCCAAGUACCGUCACAGGCGCAGCAGGAGCACGGAGAUGAGUCGUAGCCUCAGCGACUACCAGAGUCGGAGCCAGAGCGCCUACGAAACCAAAGGCCAAACUACAUCCAAACCCCAAAGCAAGAAAGCCAGUUAGAAAUACUUUCGGUUCAAGAAAGGUGUUGGAACCGGCACCAGGAAGACCGUGUGGCGGGUCCUCGCUAACCCGUGUGGCGGGUCCUCGCUAACCCGUGUGGCGGGUCCUCGCUAACCCGUGUGGCGGGUCCUCGCUAACCCGUGUGGCGGGUCCUCGCUAACCCGUGUGGCGGGUCCUCGCUAACCCGUGUGGCGGGUCCUCGCUAACCCGUGUGGCGGGUCCUCGCUAACCCGUGUGGCGGGUCCUCGCUAACCCGUGUGGCGGGUCCUCGCUAACCCGUGUGGCGGGUCCUCGCUAACCCGUGUGGCGGGUCCUCGCUAACCCGUGUGGCGGGUCCUCGCUAACCCGUGUACACGGAGUUCCCUCCAACUCCUUCCAUGAGCCAAUGGUCGGCGCCGUCAGUGGGUCAGAGAGCAACAAGGCCGCACCAAUUCCAGAAUGGCAUCAAACGCUACAAAACAACAAGUCUGGAAAUAAACAAUUAAACUAUUUGCAAAGUGAGAGCAAGAGUCAAGUUCAAAAGAGCAGGAAGAGCGGUGCCGAGGCUCUCUUGCCUUAAAGGAAGAGCGGUGCCGAGGCUCUCUUGCCUUAAAGGAGACGCUCCCGUUGGGGCAACACUCACACACCGGCUUGUAUGGCUCACCCCUAACUCACCAUACAUAUA